AUGUCUGCACCAAACCAAGGUCGUCAGUCACCGGACCCCGAACGCCAGACUGGUGCUCAACAGCAAGAUCACCCUUCCCAGCCGGGUAGCGGAAAGCUCGACAACUCUCAGAGCAAGAAUGAAGGCAAAGACGACCAAACGGCCAACCUUACGAGCAACCCAAAGCACAUCCUUCACGAUCAUGCCGAAACAAAGACAGCCAAGAGCACAGGAGCUUCGAGCUAG
Molecule: messenger RNA, 225 nt
Organism: Cladophialophora psammophila CBS 110553
Lineage: Eukaryota; Fungi; Ascomycota; Eurotiomycetes; Chaetothyriales; Herpotrichiellaceae
Exons: 2
Coding region: 1-225 (74 amino acids)
Source: RefSeq, a predicted model, not a curated record